Messenger RNA from Aureobasidium pullulans EXF-150, 687 nucleotides. RefSeq lists its product as uncharacterized. Bases 1 to 687 code for a protein of 228 amino acids. Gene Ontology annotation, cellular component: fungal-type cell wall. NCBI's taxonomy places the organism in Eukaryota, Fungi, Ascomycota, Dothideomycetes, Dothideales, Saccotheciaceae. Gene Ontology annotation, molecular function: structural constituent of cell wall. The record is from RefSeq and is a predicted model, not a curated record. Gene Ontology annotation, biological process: fungal-type cell wall organization. The transcript has 3 exons.
AUGACCUCUUCUGCUGCCGCUCCCGUUUCCACCGCUGCUUGCCAGGCUUCUUACAACUCUUGCCGCACCGCCCCUGAUGCCAACAUGGCCUUCUGCGCUUCCCAGUUCGCUGGCUGCCUUCAGGAGAACCCCUUCGCCAGCAACGGCACUAACACCGUCACUGCUGCUGCUUCCGGCGGUGUUGUCUACACCACCCAGGUCGUUACUGCAUUGACCACCGUUUGCCCUGCUCCCACCGCCGGUGCCUACGUUACCACUCUCGGCAAGAACGUCUACACUGUCAGCAGUGCUACCACCAUCACCGUCACUGACUGCCCUUGCACCAUCUCCAAGCCCGUCACCUCGGCUCCUGCUGCUUCUGCUUGCGCUACUCAGCUCUUCGAUGGUUGCAACCCUGCCAGAUCCGCCUGCCCCAACGGCCCCGGAUCCUACAUCACCGUCACCCCCUCCACCUACCCUACCAGCUACGUCGUGAACGGCCAGACCGUCUCCUUCACCGCUGCCCCCACUUCAUGCCUUCCCUCUUCCGCCGCCACCACCAACGGUGUCAUGACCCCUUCUGCCGGCGGUAACAAGAACGGCACCGCCUCUGCCACCAAGCCUGCUGUCUACACCGGUGCUGCUGCUCAGUUCGGUGCCGGUUUCGGUUUCCUCGGUGCCGCUGCUGGUGCCGUUAUGCUUCUUUAA